AUGACUUCAUUGAAUGGGAGGUAUGAUCUUCCGCCAUUGCAUCGCAGAAUCGUCAUCAUGAUCCAAAUCCUCUACUGUGGCGCUCUCGGUCCAAAACCCGGCUGGCGCUCGAUAUAUCAGAUCCCAGGGCCUCCAAAAGCAAUGUCAUCCAACCCUCCGAAUGAAGAGGGAGACUUCCCAUCGAACGAUGAGCAACAGCAACAAGAAAACAGUUCGAACGUCGAUCGUGAAAUUAUGGGCGUCACCAGCCGAGGGACAGCACCGCGCGUGUCGCGACGGAAGCGGUCCGAGUAUGCACGAUCCUGGAACCGAUCCAGUUCUCGACGGCGCGUUGGAGAAACAGGAUCCAAGUACCGUUCUCGAUCCAGACACUAA
Messenger RNA from Aspergillus novofumigatus IBT 16806, 375 nucleotides. RefSeq lists its product as uncharacterized. The transcript has 2 exons. NCBI's taxonomy places the organism in Eukaryota, Fungi, Ascomycota, Eurotiomycetes, Eurotiales, Aspergillaceae. The record is from RefSeq and is a predicted model, not a curated record. The coding region runs from base 1 to 375 and encodes 124 amino acids.